CAACCUUACAACGCCAACGUAUUCACCGAGGCAAGUAUACAAGCAUUUGAACGGGUGUGCGUGAAAACAGACCACAGCGCGAUCUUGCUUACACCCAACGCAACAGACUUCCGACCAUUUCAGACAAUUAUUAAGUUGAGCAUUUUACUUUGUGAGUACAUGUUUUUCACCUCAUCUCGGUUCUAAUUUCGUAACGCGAAGCUAUUGACUCUGUUGCAAACUUGCACUCGUCGAGUAGAAAUAGAAGGUAGAGAACGACGUAAACCUACAUGAUUAAAAAUGUCGAAACGAGGAGAUGAAAACAUGGAAAUAGGAGUGAUUGGAGAAACCUCCUCGAAUGAAGGUCUCGGGUGUUGUGGAAUCCUACUGGCGAUCAUCUCAGUGAUAUUCGUGAUCUGCACGCUGCCAUUCUCACUGUUUGUCUGCGUAAAAGUGGUGCAGGAGUACGAAAGAGCAGUUAUCUUCAGACUUGGGCGUCUCUUGUCCGGCGGUGCUAAAGGUCCAGGACUGUUCUUCGUCCUGCCUUGCAUUGAAGAUUACACCAAGGUAGAUCUCCGUACCAUUUCGUUUGAUAUUCCUCCUCAAGAGAUUCUGACUAGGGACAGUCUGACCAUCUCUGUGGAUGCAGUGGUCUUCUACCGUGUCAAGAAUGCUACCAUCAGCAUCGCCAAUGUAGAAAAUGCAGGGAAUUCAACCAGACUCUUGGCUCAGACAACACUCCGUAAUGUCCUGGGCACCAAGAACUUGGCCGAGAUCCUGGCUGAACGUGAAGGCAUCAGUAACUACAUGCAGUCCACCCUAGACCAAGACACCGACCCCUGGGGUAUCCAAGUAGAGCGCGUUGAGAUCAAGGAUGUUCGUUUGCCUGUCCAGCUCCAGAGAGCCAUGGCUGCUGAGGCUGAAGCUUCCAGAGAGGCCCGGGCUAAGGUGAUUGCUGCUGAAGGAGAACAGAAUGCUGCUCGUGCCUUGAAGGAAGCUGCAGAUACUAUGGCAGAAUCCCCAGCGGCCCUUCAGCUGAGGUACCUGCAGACUCUCAACACCAUCUCAGCAGAGAAGAACUCCACCAUCAUCUUUCCUCUUCCUAUUGAUCUCUUGCAGGGCAUCUUGACUAAGUAAAACAGUCAUAUUGGUUCUGAUGAUCAGUCUUAUUAUAUUUCUCAUACGAAUAUAUAUUACGUUUUAUUUUAUAAAUAUCUUAACAUCCUAUGAUCUUUCCUCUACCUAUUGAUCUCGUGCAAGGCGUCAUGAAGUAAACAAUCACCAGUAUGCCAGAUGUCUUGGCAAAGGAGACGUACAUCUAGCUCUCACAAAAAUUGUUAUGCUGUUAUAUGCUAUCCGAUAACUUUAUUUGGGGCACAACUGCCAUUGAUGGAAACAAAAGCAAAAUAAAUCCACAACACCGUUUUUGUGAUUGCUAUAAUAUUUUGUACUUUUUGUAGAAUUCGAUUAAUUUAAUGGGUGGAGUGGAUAACUUCAAUUUUUUUGUAUCAAUGUAUUUCUAUCUAUGUAUUUUUAUUGCUGUGAUAUUUCUAUUGCUAUGGUAUUUUGAUAUGAAAUCGUGUUACAGAUGCUAAUACCAGUAAAUUCAAAAUACAUAAGCAGAUCAAACAAAAUAUAACUUAUGUAAAAUCUCAUUUAUUAUCUGUUGAAUUUUUACUGACUUGAUUUUACCCUUUUCCUGUUUAUUUUGAAACAUAAUUAUUAAAAAUCGGAUCAUUUUAUGAAUAAGUUACCCAUUAAUGUUAUUUUUUCAUUAUUUUACUAUUUGGUAGGUCACGAAAAAAUACAGCUACAAUCAUUGCAGAAUUGGUAAUAGAUGGGCCGUUUUGAUUUAAAGCGCCUUACGAAAAGUUUGAAUGAGCAUAUUCGUUUUUGUAAAUAAUUUUAAGAAUUGGUAAAAAGGAUAAUACAGGAAGUUGUACUAUUCAAAGUAAAUAUAGUACUGCUUUAUCAUAUUGGGCAGCUUAAAUAUAUUUAAGAAUGUGUAGCACGGAUUUUUGUUUCAACUUUGUUGUCUACUGUUUGACUAAUCUCAAACGCAAUUAUGCAUUUUGAGUCGUAAAGCACAUAAUGACAAACCUUAAGGGCGUGUUUAAAUUCUAUUAGCAACCAUUUUUUUUAUUUGCUGUACUUACGUCAUAACCUACUAAUCUCUAUCUUACUCAAAUAUGUAUACCCUCACAAUUAAGGAAUGAUGAGCAAAACCUAAUAAGUACCCACGCAUACUUGAAAUAAUAUAUCGAUACGCCUAGGUCAUGUUAUUGUUAUCAACAUAAUUAUUUGAGGCCAUGAGGCUAAAUUAGUAUAUUACAACUCGGACAGGCAUACAUUGUUUUUCUAAGUCUCAAUCACGAUAAUAAGGGGCUUAUGUCCCGUCUACGCUAUGCUGGAAAGCCAAUUAUGUGACUUUUUUAAAAUCAGCAUUUAUGUUCUUAAACAUUUAAAACCUCUCCUCUCUGUCAGUUCCCCACCCUUGCUGUUGUUUCAUACGAUAUCGAAAUUCUAUAUUGAUUACAACAUGAUCAGGUCUAUGCAAAAUUGGGCGUUUUUUCUGUUAAGAGAAAUCAUUAUGUUCCCCCAUUUUUAAAAAUUAACUUGUACAUCCAUGUUAUUCUUUAGCACGAGCUUUGCAUGAUUUACGGUUGCUUAGUGCGAUUCCUUUCUUAUAUUUCCCCCCGAAUAUGUAUUUAUAUUAUAUUAGCACAGGGGUCAAUAACAACAUGACCUUGCCAUUGUAUGUUGCAACGUUUUUAUCUUUUAUAUUGUCACAAUACCAUUUCUGUAAUAUUUUGUAUUGUUUCUACCAAUUAUGUAAUACUUAUAUUAGUAAUAGAAAAGUUAGUAUUAAUAGUAAUUUAUUUACUAGGACAUUGUUAAUUUCACUGCACCGCACUUCAACAGACGUAUGUUGGUUAAAUAAAUGCAGGUCAGUCUUUUAAA
This is a messenger RNA of Strongylocentrotus purpuratus (purple sea urchin), 2940 nucleotides long. Its product is annotated as erythrocyte band 7 integral membrane protein-like. The transcript has a single exon. Gene Ontology annotation, cellular component: plasma membrane. The record is from RefSeq and is a predicted model, not a curated record. Bases 280 to 1116 code for a protein of 278 amino acids. Lineage: Eukaryota; Metazoa; Echinodermata; Echinoidea; Camarodonta; Strongylocentrotidae.